AUGGCAAGUGCUCAUCGAUGUGGAAAGACUGAACUCGUACGCAGCAUAGACCCGGAUUCCAUAUCUAGACCUACUCGCUCGGAAUAUGGACAUGUGGUAUACUCACUUACCUUUUCACUCAAUGAAAUCCCACAUAUCGUCACAAUCACGGAAAUGGAUGAAGAAGCCAUACAGCCGGAUUCAACAAACUUCAAGUGGCCAGAGGCCGUGACGAAUGCACAUGGAGUCCUCCUCUGCUACGACACUACAAACAGGAUGACAUUUAUGACGAUGCCUGAAAUAUUGGAUGCCUUCGCUGAACACAAAGUGCCAAUCGCUCUCGUAGGCUGUAAAGCUGAAGCGUCGAAUCUACGUGAUGUGGAUGCCAAGCUGGGCUCAAAACUUGCACUCUUAUUCGAUUGUCAGUUUCGUGAGAUAUCUAUGACUAUGCCGGCUGCUACGAAGGAAUUCUUUGGUGAUUUCUUGAAUGAGAUAUUGAGGAGAAGAGAAAUCGUACAACAACGAAACGAAUUACUGGGAUCAAACAAGGAUAAACUGGAAAGCAAAUACGACUCAUUAAGAAUGCAACUACGACUAUUAAGACAACAGAAUCAAGCUGCUCUACUAGCUUCAACGGCAGCCGCAAACCCAUCGAAUAGUAAUAACAAUAAUAGCAGUAGCAGUAGUAAUACAGGUACUGGUAACACAACACCACCAAGAUCACCAAUACCAGACGAAACAGCCUCAACAACACCACCACCACUCCAAGUCCCAGUCAGACGAGAAUCAACCAUCGUCUACCCAAUGCCGAUAAUGAGACACUCGUUCUCGUCACCUCCUCGUAAAACCACUUCACCGCCUACUUCACCCACUGCCACAUCGUCACCCGCCAUCAAACAUGCUUCUGCACCUACCUUGCCUGUAGUACUCAGCAACGCCACUCGUAGUAGUGCUGUGGCACCAGAAACGCCAGAAAUCAGACCAGUAUCUAUAUCAACUUCGGAUUCAUUGGAUGAUGAAUCGUCGAGUCGGGAUGCAUCGAUUCUGGAACCUGUUGUUGAAGACGAGUCCACUCUGAAGAGUGCAGUCAUUACUACUGAUGAUAUCAUGAAUGCACCAGUAGAUAGUGGCAUUGAUUCCAUCUUGGACGACUAUGCUGGUGAACAAUCGAACCAUACAACACCGCCUUCUGGUUCUGCUGUUACUGAAAAUGAGAAACGAGAUUCUGGUGGUGGUUCUGGGGCUGUGACCCCACCAAAUGCCGAGUCGAGUGUUGUUAGUAGUGCCAGGUCAACGUCAUUGAGUUCAGCAAGAGGACCACAUCUAGUGGCUCCAAAUGGAUUUACCAUUGAAGAGUUGAUCGAUAGGUUGACCUCUCCAGAAGUGCAUGACAUGGAAUUCACAAAAGUAUUCCUCAUGCUUUACCGUAAAUUCCUCCGCCCAUCCGAAUUCCUAGACAAACUCAUGGACCGAUUCGACGCAUUCGAUAGUAAAGACGAAACAGUAUAUACUCGUGGGGCACCAAUCCACCCAGUCCAACUACGAGUCUGCAAUGUCCUCAUCCACUGGUGUCAAGAAUAUUGGCCAGAUUUCGCAUCAGACAGAAUGAGAUUCACUCUCCACGUCUUUUUGGAAAUCUGCUCUGUGCGCCCUGCUUUUGCUGCUGUGUGUCAAAAACUAGCUUCGCUAGCUUUUAGAGAUCCACCCACACAAGCUGAUCGAGAGGGCAUGGAUUGGGGACUUGUCGAUAUUGAUGAGAUGGAGAAUGUGGUCACGUUAAAGACGAGUAGGGCUAAUGGACUGAAGGCUGAUAAAGCGUAUUCGCAACGUAAACCGACUUUGGGUGGUAUGACUGGAGUUGCUGCUUCAUCAUCGGAUGCACACGGUGGUAAAGGACCAAGAGUAGGAUCAGACGAUUACAAGAGACUGAAAUCGGAAUCCACGUUAUCACUGUCUUCUACGUCGUCUGGUGGAUCAACUAUAAGUAAAGAGCAGCAGAAGUUGUUGGAUACUGCUAGAUUGAUUGAGGCGUCAUUCUCACUGGGAGGGAAGGCGGCUUCUGGAUUGGAUGUCAGCGGUGGAGGAGAUAUACAGCAUACAUUCCUGAAUGCGCCAUUCCUGGAUUUGGAUAAUGAUGCUAUUGCACAACAGUUGAAUCUGUUGGAGUGGGAGACUUUCUCUAAGAUCAAGCCAAGAGAUCUAGUACAACACAUAUGGAGCAAGAAACAUAAAGGUCGUCAUCCACCCACAAUCACUGCCAGUAUAGACCACUUCAACUUUAUCUCGAAAUGGGUCCAGACCAGAAUCUUGUUGCAAAAGAAAAUUAAGAUGCGGGCCAAGACCAUGAUUAAAUUUAUGAAGAUUGCUAUGGCCUUACGAAAUGCAAACAACUUCAACAGUCUAAUGGCAGUCUUGGCUGGUUUGAAUUCAGCACCUAUUGCUCGACUUCACAAUACGAGAAAGCUACUAGUAGAUCGAACAACUUUCCAAACAUUCGAGGCUCUGGAGAAACUCAUGUCGUCUGAGAAAUCAUUCUCUGCGUAUCGGUUUGCCUUGAAGAGGAGUGAAUUGCCUUGUAUACCGUACUUGGGCCUAUUCUUCAGAGACUUGUUAUACAUUGAUGAGAUGAACAAGGAUAGGAGACCUGACGGGACUGUCAAUUUGCCGAAAUUUUUGUUGAUGGGGGAUACGAUUAUGAUGAUUCGGAACUUUCAGCAGAGGUCAUAUCAAGUGAGUAGAGAUCCGUAUAUCACACGAGUCAUUAGUGAUACACCGCUCAUGAAUGAUGAUGAUGCAUACAACACGUCACUGGAAAUGGAGCCUCGAGCUACAUAA
Molecule: messenger RNA, 2814 nt
Organism: Synchytrium microbalum
Lineage: Eukaryota; Fungi; Chytridiomycota; Chytridiomycetes; Synchytriales; Synchytriaceae
Exons: 13
Coding region: 1-2814 (937 amino acids)
Biological process (GO): positive regulation of GTPase activity; Ras protein signal transduction
Cellular component (GO): plasma membrane
Molecular function (GO): GTPase activity; GTP binding; guanyl-nucleotide exchange factor activity
Source: RefSeq, a predicted model, not a curated record